AUGAUCGGCGCUGUCAAAGAACUCGGCAUAAACGUCGCAAAGGACCAGGCAAACGGAAGCCCUAUUGGUGGUUACUUCUGCCCCCACAACCAGGACCCCAAGACUGCAACCCGUUCUUCCGCCAGGGAGGCCUACUACGACAACUUCACUGGACGUCAGAACCUCCACCUUCUUACUAAACGUCAGGUUACGAAAGUUGCCACUACUGGCUCAGGAGAUUCUAUCAAGGCAACUGGAGUAGAAUUCGCUGCCAGCAAGAACGCGCAGCCCCAGAUUGUCAAUGUGAACAAAGAAGUCAUCCUUGCCGCUGGAACGCUUCAUACCCCUCAGAUCCUCCAGGUUUCUGGUAUUGGCGACCCCGCCCUCCACGCCAGCAUCAACGUACCGACCGUUGUCGAUCUCCCAGCCGUCGGCCAGAAUCUUCACGACCAUGUCCUCUUGUCUGUGGUUAACACAAUCAACACCACUCUUCCCGUGAAUUCCCUCUUGACAAGUAAUGCUACCUUCGCUGCCGAGGCCCGAGCCCAGUACGAUAGUCAGCACAACGGCCCCCUUAGCUCCCCAACUGGUGACUUUAUUGCUUUCCUCCCGCUGUCUACCUACUCCAAGGCGGGCCAAACUCUCAGCUCCCAAGCUAUGGCUCAAGAUGGCACUACAUUCCUGCCCUCAGGGACCCCGGCCGAAGUUGUGAAGGGAUAUCAGGCACAGCAUGAGGUUCUCACCGACCGUCUUCUGGCCAACGACUCCGCCCUUCUCGAAGUUCUCUGGGCCGACGGCGUCAUGGUUCUUGGUCUUCAGCACCCUUACUCUCGCGGAAACCUCAAGGCUGCCUCCUCCAGCACUUUUGAUGCCCCGAUUGCGGACGCCGGUUUCCUCCAAAAUCCUCUUGAUGUUUCUUUUUUGGUUGAGGCGGUCAAGUUCACCCGGACUCUCACUAGUACCAAAUCCAUCGGGAGCCUACAGCCUUUCGAGGUUGUUCCAGGCGCCAAUGUUACCACUGACGAUGCGAUUGCCGACUUUGUCCGGCAGCAAAGCUCCACUCUUUACCAUCCUGUCGGUACCUGCAAGUUAGGCGCAAGAGAAGAGGGGGGUGUUGUGGAUGCCAAACUGAAAGUCUACGGCAUUAGUGGUCUACGCGUUGUUGACGCAAGUAUCAUGCCUUUAGUGCCUGCGACACACAUUAUGACUACGGUCUAUGCUGUCGCUGAGAAAGCUGCAGACAUCAUCCGCGGCAACACGGCUUAG
Molecule: messenger RNA, 1245 nt
Organism: Colletotrichum spaethianum
Lineage: Eukaryota; Fungi; Ascomycota; Sordariomycetes; Glomerellales; Glomerellaceae
Product: dehydrogenase xptC
Exons: 4
Coding region: 1-1245 (414 amino acids)
Biological process (GO): secondary metabolite biosynthetic process
Molecular function (GO): flavin adenine dinucleotide binding; oxidoreductase activity, acting on CH-OH group of donors
Source: RefSeq, a predicted model, not a curated record